Scophthalmus maximus (turbot) is the source of this 3594-nucleotide messenger RNA. It is a transcript of the gene pacsin2, whose product is annotated as protein kinase C and casein kinase substrate in neurons 2. Gene Ontology annotation, cellular component: endosome; cytoplasm; plasma membrane. Gene Ontology annotation, molecular function: phospholipid binding; protein binding. The record is from RefSeq and is a predicted model, not a curated record. Gene Ontology annotation, biological process: regulation of endocytosis; cytoskeleton organization; plasma membrane tubulation. Lineage: Eukaryota; Metazoa; Chordata; Actinopteri; Pleuronectiformes; Scophthalmidae. The coding region runs from base 256 to 1770 and encodes 504 amino acids. The transcript has 13 exons.
ACUAACUGCGGCUCCCUGACGACUGUGUCAGUCAGUCGGUCGAUGGUUCCGCUGCUGAGCGGAAAAAACGGGCGAAAAGAUUUUUUAAAUUGGCACCAAGAAGAAAAAAACAAUUCUCCAGUUGAACAUCAAAUCCUCGAGGGCAAGAAAAAAACCGUUUAAGCCUCCCAACUGUGGCAUGAAGCUCUGACAGUCAUCUCCACUAAAGGCUUCAUAUAGGCCCCAAAAAACUGAGUGAAACUUAGAGCAGCAGCGAUGUCGGGCUCCUAUGACGACUCCAUGAUCGAUGUCUCCAGUGACAGUUUCUGGGAGGUUGGUAACUACAAGCGCACAGUUAGACGGGUCGACGAUGGCAACCGGCUCUGUAACGACCUGAUGAACUGUCUGCAUGAGCGGGCACGUAUUGAAAAGUCGUAUGCACAGCAGCUCACAGAAUGGGGCAAGCGCUGGCGGCAACUCGUAGAGAAAGGUCCUCAGUACGGAACAUUGGAGCGUGCUUGGACCGCUCUGUGCACCGAGGCGGAGAAGGUGAGCGAGCUCCACAUGGAGGUGAAGGCAGCGCUGAUGGGAGAAGACUACGAGAAGCUUAAGAACUGGCAGAAGGACUCGUACCACAAGCAGAUGAUCGGUGGCUUCAAAGAGACAAAAGAGGCCGACGACGGCUUCCGCAAGGCCCAGAAACCCUGGGCCAAGAAACUAAAAGAGGUGGAGACGGUGAAGAAAACGUAUCAUUCCGCCUGCAAAGAGGAGAAGCUGGCAGCCAGCAGGGAAACCAACAGCAGACUAGAGAGCAACAACAACCCAGAAGCCCAGAAGAAGCUCCAGGAAAAGGUGGAGAAGUGUCAGCAGGAGGUGCAGAAGACUAAAGAACGCUACGAGAAAUCCAUUGAGGAGCUCGACAAGUUGACUCCCCAGUACAUGGAGAACAUGGAGCAGGUGUUCGAGCAGUGGCAGCAGUUCGAAGACAAGCGCAUCCGCUUCUUCAGAGAGCUGCUGAUGGAGGUCAAACAGCACCUGGACCUCUCCACCAAUCACAAAUUCCAGACAAUUUACCACACGAUGGAGGACACAAUCUCUGCCACUGACGCUGAAGAGGACUUGAAGUGGUUCCGGUCCAAUCACGGCCCCGGCAUGCCGAUGAACUGGCCCCAGUUCGAGAAUGAGGGCUGGUCUCAUCCUCGCUCGAGAUGGUCCAUUGUAGACUGGUCAAUAGACCUGAACCGAACCCUGAGCAGACGAGAAAAGAAGAAGCCCUCGGAGGGCAUCACACUGACGGGCAUCAGUCAGACCGGAUCAGACCAGCCCGUUCAGCCUGUCAAAACCAGCAACAGCCUGACUGUGCCCACUAAAACAGCGCCAGCGGCCCCGAACCCCUUUGACGAAGACGAGGACGAGGAGGAAGAGGAAAUGGCCGUGGUGGAGCAGGAGACCACAGUCAACCACAUCAGUGUGAAUAAAGAGGAAAUUAAAACUGUGAGCAGUAUGGAGAAGACUGCAGACUGGUCGGACGAAGACACAGGUGGCGGUAACCCGUUCUCCGCCAACGGCGACGGGAAUCCGUUCGAGGACGAGCCAGCUUCUCCGGUCGUUUCCGUGGCUGUCAGAGCACUUUACGACUACGAAGGACAGGAGCAGGACGAGCUGAGCUUCCAAGCAGGGGAUGAAUUAACCAAAAUUGGCGAGGAAGACGACCAGGGUUGGUGCAAAGGCCAGCUCAAGGGAGGACAAACGGGCCUAUAUCCUGCUAACUAUGUGGAAGCCAUCCAGUAAUGAAACGUCACAGAUGAUGAAAACAAAUGUGAAGAAGGAUGAAGGAAGUUGUUUUGUUGAGAAAUGACAGUGUGGCCUCAGCCUUGUUUUUUUUUUUUUUUUCAUCGUUCGUCACCCUGUCGGUGGAGACUGGACUGGACAGGAGUGGGAGGAUGACAUGGAGGAGAGGCUGCGGAUCAUGACAAAAAGGAAACCACUCGAGAUAUUGUUGCUUUGACCCUCGUAGAAACUAAAGCACACAGGUGGAAAUUAGCCACGAGUUUUCAGAUGAUUCCAGUCAGGAAGAUAACAGAGAAAAAAAUUGCUGUCAGCGUAAAAAAACAUGUUACUCAAAAUCCCAUUUAUGCUGUUACAAAAAAAACUUAGGUAUUCAAGUAUAUAUAUAUAUAUAAUAGAUAAGACUAAAUGAACUUUAUGUGUGAAUUUAUAUAUAUUGUUGUAAUGAAACACUGGGAUCAAACUCUGACAAAUCGUCUGGCGAUGUUAGCCACGCAGCCUGAAUAUGGAUUCAUUAAGGGAGAUGACCCCUUUUUUAAAAAAAAACAUGAUUAAUUAAUUUCUGUUUGAUCCAUAAAUGUUUAAUAAACGUUUUGAUCUUUUGGACACAAAAAAAAUCACUUUAUAUCGAGUUUAUUGUGUCAGAUUUAAGUUGAUUUUUAAAAGUCGUGCGCAUAUUGUCGUUCCUUUCAGGGUUUUGAUUUUCUAUUCAGUUCUUUAACUGUUCGGGGUGUUUGUUUUUUAUAAGGAAUGAUAGAGACGGCUCCAGCCUCAUCCUCACAAUCCUCGGUUAGCUCACAGCGGGAUAGGUUCCCCCCGAGUCACUGCAAUUGAAUGUAUAUUCACUGAUUGUAUUUCUUCACCUUUUCAUCGUUCACCAUUGCUCAUGCGUCAUGGGUCUUUGCGAACACUUGACCCAUUAACACGACUGUCCUCAAACCUUUUAACACGGAUAUCUCUCCUUCCUCCUGCAGACUGUAAUACUAUGUUUGUUUUUGUUUUCACACAAACACUGAAAGAUUUUCACAAGUUUAUCUCACUUGAAUCUCCCAUGUUUUAGUUCUCUCACUUCUCCUGUCAAAUAUACAGUUCUGGGAGAAUAUUUUGUUGUGUGUUUGUUAUAUUACAAUAUAUUAAAAGUGAUAGCAAUAAAAAACCACAGCCGAGUAUGGUCUUGCAUACAAGCAUGUAAAUAAGCCUGGGUUUUAACGCAUUCGAACAAAUUCAGUAUCAGGAUCAGAUGAUGUGUAGUUGGAAAUUGAUAAUUGUUAAUUUAUGAUGCCACAAGUGCUUUCGUUCUACUCCGGUUAGAAUGCUGUGACUGAGAAUCAGUUUGUAUGUUAAUUGAAUGUUUCAUGGAAAAAAAAAUAUUCCUUGAAUCUUGUGUUAUAUUUGUAAAUAUGAUUAUUUGCCCUUUCAUAGAGGGCCUUAUUCAUUGAGGAAAUCGACAAAUACUAUGUGAAUAAUUGUUGAUUUUUCUCUUAAGGAGCUAUGACAUGAAGGGAUUUACCUGAUUUCAUAACCUUAAUACAUGUUUUAAUUAAUUAAUACGUAUUUUUGUAGAGCUGAACUGCAGGCCUUUCACUCGUGCAAGCUCUCAAUUCAAUAACUGCCUAAUGUUACAAUGAAAUCACUGAAAUAUGCUAUUUGAUGCCUUCAACUGCAGCACGUGAGGGAGAUGAUUUUCUUUUCCUUUUUUCUGUCUUUAAGAGUUGCCAUGUUUUCAGGGCAUGCUGUCGUCAAAAACGCAGCAAUAAGGUGACCUUGCACAGUAAGGUUUGUAUAUGUUGUCCCACAACAUAAUAAAUAAAUUUAUUGGAAAAAAAA